This is a messenger RNA of Jaculus jaculus (lesser Egyptian jerboa), 1784 nucleotides long. RefSeq names its product phospholipid scramblase 1-like. Gene Ontology annotation, biological process: phosphatidylserine exposure on apoptotic cell surface. The coding region runs from base 221 to 1216 and encodes 331 amino acids. The transcript has 9 exons. NCBI's taxonomy places the organism in Eukaryota, Metazoa, Chordata, Mammalia, Rodentia, Dipodidae. The record is from RefSeq and is a predicted model, not a curated record. Gene Ontology annotation, cellular component: plasma membrane. Gene Ontology annotation, molecular function: phospholipid scramblase activity.
GGCCCCAGCGUGCUUGGAAUAAAAUCCUCUUGCAGUUUGCAUCAAGACCGCUUCUCGUGAACCGCAAACGUCGGUGUCGACCCGGGUCCACGAGGCAGGAGGAUCCAGGAAGCGGAAUUCGCAUCCCGGCCCAGGUCACCGGGAGGCCACUGGCCCCAGGCCGGCUGUUGGACGCAUCCCGGACGAGAGGCGCGCCCGCGAGGCUACGUACGGCCCGGACAUGCAAAAAGACACUCUGCAGGCAGAACUGGGGUACCCAGCUGUGUAUCCCCCUCAGUAUCCACCGGCAGCUUUCCAAGGUGCCCCAGGAAAUACAGGUUAUACUGCACCCCAGACUGCUUACACUGGACCCCAGGCUGGCUACCAAAGACCCCAACUUACCUACCCAGGACCCCAAAGUGCCUAUCCAGAGCCCCAGGCUGGUUACCCAGUCCCGCCAGGAGGCUAUGCAGGUGCUGGCUCAGGUAGCUUUCCUGUUCAAAUUCAGCCUGGGGGACCUACAGGGACCCCAUGGAUACCAGCCCCACCUCCUCCAGUGCACUGUCCUCCUGGGCUGGAGUACUUAACUCAAAUAGAUCAGAUUCUGGUCCAUCAGCAAAUUGAACUUCUAGAAGUCUUAACAGGCUUUGAAACAAAUAACAAGUAUGAAAUUAAGAACAGCCUUGGGCAGCGGAUUUACUUUGCUGUGGAAGAUACUGAUUGCUGCACCCGCAACUGCUGUGGACCACUCAGACCCUUCACCUUGAGGAUUCUUGAUAAUCUGGGCCAAGAAGUCAUGACUCUUGAGAGGCCACUGAGAUGUGGCAGUUGCUGCUUCCCCUGCUGCCUCCAGGAGAUAGAAAUCCAAGCUCCCCCUGGUGUGCCAGUGGGUUAUGUGACACAGACCUGGCACCCUUGUCUACCAAAGUUCACUCUUCAAAAUGAGAAGAGGGAGGAUGUUCUUAAGGUUGGUGGUCCAUGUGUUGUGUGCAGCUGCUGUUCUGAUGUUGAUUUUCAGAUCAAAUCUCUUGAUGAAGAAUCUAUAGUUGGCAAGAUUUCCAAGCAUUGGUCUGGGCUUGUGAGAGAGGCAUUCACAGAUGCAGAUAACUUUGGGAUCCAGUUUCCACUCAACCUUGAUGUGAAAAUGAAAGCUGUGAUGCUUGGUGCUUGUUUCCUUAUUGAUUUCAUGUUUUUUGAAAGAACUGGAAAACAGGAAGAAAAAUCAGGAGUGUGGUAAUGGCAUCAUGAAGUUUCAUCAAAAAUUUAAGAACUCUAUAUUGACUGAUAUUACUUCAAAUGAACCAUCAAUAACUUUCUUGUCUUUAUUGAAAUAACUGAACCUGGGUGAAUCUGUGAUGCCUAUAUUGUAUGAUUUUGUUUUCAAUUUAUAUAGCUAGUUUUUGUAUCAUUGGCAUCAUUUAUUUUUAUACAUGAUUUUAUAGGUGUGCAUUGAAUUUGGGGAAAAGGAAUAGGAGUUUUUGCAAUGAGAAAUGAAACUUUGUAUAAAAAUAGCUUUGUUAUAAUCAAUCUAUUUCCUACUUUUAUUUUACAACAAUUAAAUGCUUAUUAAUUUAAUAUAAAAUUGCAUAUUAUUCUAUUAAAUAUAGCUGUAGUGCAUACAAAAGACCUACUGUUAUAUUUCCAACACUACCUAUUUAAAACUUGAACACAGGCUGUAGAGAGAGAUACCUUAGUGGUUAGCUCUUGGCCUGUGAAGCCUAAAGACCCAGGUUCAAUUGCCCAGGACCUACAUAAGCCAGAUGCAGAUGCAUAAAAUGGUACAUGUAUUUGGAGUUCAUUUGCAG